CUUAAUAUUAACAUCCUCCACUGAGUUCAGACUCAUUUCACUCAAGUGUACUUUCUGAGGUAGAGGCUUGCAGGAUCAUCAGAUCAUUUCCAUGAAUUCCUCAUCUAAUGGUUUAAGUGUGUCAAGUGUACAGAGUUAUCGAGACUCUUUCAGCACAUCUGUGGUCAAAAAUGUGAUCAUUCUGGCUCUUGGCCUCAUCAUCAACUAUAUCAAUGGCACCCUUAUUCACACCUUCAGAAAACACCAGAUAUUUUAUAUGAAUCCUCGUUACAUCCUAUUCAUCCACCUGGUGGUGAACGAUAUGAUCCAGCUCACUACAACAAUCAGCCUGUUUGUCUUAAGUUACAUCUUCUACCAAAUUAAUGUUUCCCUGUGUUGCCUCAUUAUAACUUUAGCUGUCUUCACCACCCUCAACACUCCUUUAAAUUUAGCUGUCAUGGCAGUGGAGUGCUACAUUGCUAUUUGUUUACCGCUGCGACACAAUCAGUUGUGUACCAUCAAAAGAACAUAUAUUGUGAUUGGUUGGAUUUGGGCCAUGAGUGCAGCCUCAACCCUACCAGAUGUGUGUAUUAUUCUGGCAACAGAGCCUUUACAGUUCUUUUAUUCCACAAUUUUUUGUGAAAGGGAUAAUGUGUUCCGGCACCCUAUACAUAUGAAAAAGAGGGAUAUAUCCUACAUAAUCUACCUAAUUUGUGUUUGGCUCACUCUCUUCUACACUUACUUCAAGAUCUUCUUUGCUGCUAAAGAAGCUAAAGCAGCUAAAUCAUCUGGUGGAGACGCAAAGAAGGCCAGGAAUACAAUCCUGCUCCAUGGCUUUCAGCUACUGUUGUGUAUGCUAACCUAUAUUGCCCCUAUGUUAAAAAGCACUCUGGUGUACUGGUUUCCUACACAUUAUGUAAAUGUAGUCUUUGUUUGUUAUAUUAUCAUCCAGAUCCUUCCCCGGUUUCUCAGUCCCAUUGUGUACGGGCUACGAGACAAGACAUUUAGGCAGCAUCUGAAAAAGUAUCUGCUGUGUACAGUGAGAGCAAGCAUCAAACCAUGGACUGAAGCAAAACAAAGUUAGAUCCUUGAACAAAAAAGUUGUUAUGACUUUUUAAACUUAACUCAUCUAGAUCAUGUUAAUCCUAUUGGACGGCGACCCAUCCAAUAGUUGUCGAGAUAUUUCAUUCUGAACCAUACUUUAACUUGAAAAGCCAGGGGCUCAACCUGGCAGGUUAUAGGUACCAAAUUACAUAAAUUCAUCCAUUAGUCUCAACUAUUUUGCAAAAAUCGCUAAAGUAAACAUCAUGGUGGAGCUAUA
Micropterus dolomieu (smallmouth bass) is the source of this 1300-nucleotide messenger RNA. RefSeq names its product odorant receptor 131-2-like. The record is from RefSeq and is a predicted model, not a curated record. Gene Ontology annotation, biological process: G protein-coupled receptor signaling pathway. Lineage: Eukaryota; Metazoa; Chordata; Actinopteri; Centrarchiformes; Centrarchidae. Gene Ontology annotation, cellular component: membrane. Gene Ontology annotation, molecular function: G protein-coupled receptor activity. Bases 92 to 1063 code for a protein of 323 amino acids. The transcript has 3 exons.